AUGGCCAGAGCUCAGAAGGGUUUUGUAUCGUCCAGGUGCGGCCACAUCGCGCCUAGCACAAGUGGUAUAGCUCCUAUCAGUGCAGCAGAUGGGGUAGGGAAGCAUUUACAUAAGACGCAUCAAAGUAUAUACAAACUGGCUUUCAAAGUUUUCCUGAACGACAAGGUUACAAAGAUAAAAGCGAAAUGGACUGAAAAAUCUAAAAGAGAUGGUUUAUGGGAGAAAGCUCAUAACCAAAAUGGUAAGCGUAUUGUGAAUCUGAUAACAGAGUUGAAUGGUUUAUGGAGGCGAAGACAGCAGGCUGCCAAGCAAGUGGAUGUUCUUGUUCCGGAAGUUAUUCAGUCAACUGAAGCUGUCUUGAUUUUAGAGUAUAUGGAUGGGAUACGUAUAAAUGACUCUGAAUCCCUGGAAGCUUUUGGCGUUGACAAGCAGAAGAUUGUAGAAGAAAUUACAUAGGCAUAUGCCCACCAAAUUUAUGUUGAUGUUUUCAAUGGUGACCCUCAUCCUGGAAGUUUCCUUGUUAGCAAGGAGGCUCCUCAUCGUCCAAUUUUGCCCGACUUUGGGCUCACAAAGAAACUAUCAAACUCUGUGAAACAAGCACUAGCAAAAAUGUUGUUGGCAGCUGCAGAGGGAGACCAUGUAGCUCUUUUGUCUGCCAUGGCAGAAAUGGGACUUACGCUACGUCUAGACUUGCCGGAGCAGGCAAUGGAGUUUACAACAUUAUUCUUCCGUGCUUCCUCACCAGCAGAUGAAGCUUUCGAUACCAUGAAAAAUAUUGUUGAUCAAAAGGAACAAGGCAUGAAACUUAUUCAGGAAAAGAUGAAAUUUAGCCAAAAAGAAAUUAAACGCUUUAAUCCUUUCGAUGCCUUUCCUGGUGAUUUUGUAAUGUUUUCAAAAGUCCUUUCUCUCCUUAGAGGGCUUUCGUCCAUGAUGAAUGUUUGUAUAGUCUAUCUGGAUAUUUUGAGAUCAUUUGCUGAAUCUAUUUUAGAAGGGUCAAAACAUAAUAAGGGACCAGCAGCAAAUCCCCGGUGGAUAUAUGAUACUCCAAUCCAUUCUGAAGUAGAGGCCAAGCUGGGGGAAUUCUUAGUUCAGUUGGGGAAUGAGGACAGAAUACUUGGAAUUCAGGUUUGUACGUACAAAGAUGGUGAGGUCAUUAUAGAUACUGCUGCUGGAGUGCUUGGUAGAUAUGAUCCUUGUCCUGUCCAGCCUGAUAGUCUUUUUAAUGUUUUUUCGGUAACAAAGGGCAUCACAGCAGGCAUGGUGCAUUGGCUUGUUGACAAUGGAAAACUCAAGCUUGAGGAGAAUGUUGCUAAGAUUUGGCCAGAAUUUGGAUCAAACGGAAAAGAUAUCAUAAAGGUCCAUCAUGUGCUUAACCAUACAAGUGGUUUGCACAAUGCUUUGGUUGAGUUUGGAUCAGAAAAUCCUAUGGAAAUUGCUGACUGGGAUGAAUGUUUGAGGCAGAUUGCCAUGUCAAAACCUGAACCUGAAACUGAAUUGGGCCAACAGCAAGUCUAUCACUAUCUGACUUUCGGCUGGCUGUGUGGUGGAAUAAUCGAGCGUGCAUCUGGGAAGAAAUUUCAGGAGAUACUUGAACAAGCAUUCAUUCGACCUCUAAAUAUUGAAGGCGAGCUAUAUGUUGGAAUUCCACCAGGUGUGGAAUCUCGACUUGCAACUCUUACAGUAGAUGAAUAUGAUCUCAGGAAGUACCAAAACAGAGGUUACCAUUCUGACGUACCCACUACUUACCGUCUUGACCAAAUUACAGAACUUAUCACCACCUUGCCUGUUUUCUUUAACAUGCUGAACAUUCGUCGUGCCAUCUUACCUGCUACUAAUGGACAUUGCUCAGCCCGUGCAGUUGCACGCUACUAUGCAGCCCUAGCUGAUGGGGGAGUGAUCCCACCCCCACAUUCGUCUCUAUCCAAGCCACUACUUGGUAGUCACACCCACAUCCCCAAAUUUCCUUCACAGGAGAAGUCAAAAAAGCCAAAAGGUAAGAAAAGCAAGGAGGUAACUGCUGCUUCAAAGGAAAGCACAAACAACAAAGGUAAAGAUGCUGGUGUUGAUGGUUACACUCGACUCACAAAUAUUGGUAGCAUGAUUUUUAGUAACCCUAAAAUCCAUGAUGCAUUCUUGGGUGUGGGUGAUUAUGAGAAUUUGACCUUUCCGAAUGGGCCAUUUGGACUGGGGUUUAAGAGAAAUAAAGCUGCAGAUGGAACGAUUAUUGGUUAUGGGCACUCGGGCAUCGGUGGAUCAACAGGUUUCUGUGACAUAAAAAACAGGUCUGUCUCGGUGUCCUUUAACAAAUUGUCAUAUGGUGCUACAACUGCAAAAAUCGUUGACUUUGUUUGUUCAGAGCUAAAUAUCCCACUGCCGGUUGAGUUUUCAUUUGUUAAGCACUUUGAGAAGCCUCUCAUUCGCUGAAAUUGAGUAUCUCAUAGCCCCUUUGUAUAAACUAUAUCCAAAUCAAAUAUUGCCUCCAUAGAGGAUGAAUUAUCAAACAUUU
Pistacia vera is the source of this 2506-nucleotide messenger RNA. RefSeq lists its product as uncharacterized. Lineage: Eukaryota; Viridiplantae; Streptophyta; Magnoliopsida; Sapindales; Anacardiaceae. The record is from RefSeq and is a predicted model, not a curated record.